This is a messenger RNA of Pyrgilauda ruficollis (rufous-necked snowfinch), 1603 nucleotides long. RefSeq names its product histone H2A. The coding region runs from base 922 to 1323 and encodes 133 amino acids. Gene Ontology annotation, cellular component: nucleosome. The transcript has a single exon. NCBI's taxonomy places the organism in Eukaryota, Metazoa, Chordata, Aves, Passeriformes, Passeridae. Gene Ontology annotation, molecular function: DNA binding; protein heterodimerization activity; structural constituent of chromatin. The record is from RefSeq and is a predicted model, not a curated record.
UAUCAUCUGCCUUCCUCCCUGGAAGAGAACACAUCUGGAACAGGCUAGCAGAGUAAGGAUCACCAUGUCCUUGUCUUAGCAGGGCAUCAAGAAGAUCCUUUUAUUAAUGCGGAACUAAGAGUCUGCUGAAUGCCAAUCCCUGCUGCUCACUCUGGGGAAAAAAAACAUACAAGUUGGGUUAGGUAAAACAGCACAGACUGCAGAGAUAAUUCUUACUGAUCAGAAACAUUUCAAAACAUUACCACUUUCUUCACUUUUAUUAUUCCUUCAACAUUCCCAUGUGGUUUUUUUUUCUCCUAAUCCACUUUGACUCCUCAUUCUCCUUUGAUGCUUCUGUUAAUAUACCCAUAUUAGAAAUCCAUAAUAUAUCUCACACAUUCCCAGAAUUCCCUAAAAAGGGUCUCAUGGUUGGUUUUUUCACAUCUCUAACUGCUCUUCCCCGCAUGUGCCACCCUAAGGCCAAUGCCCCUACAGACAGGGAUACCUCUCAGUCUGUAGGCAUCCCGGGAGCCCCUCUGCCUCUCUGUGGGUGGAAGCCAGGCCCGGGGCCUGUCUCCGGCCCUCACGCAGCGCCGAGCGCCCUGCCGGGCGGCUCCGAGGGCUCGGGGGGGUCCGCGCCGCGGGCGGGCCGGCAUUGCGCAUGCUCGCUGAGGCCGGCGGCAGCGCCCCACCAAUAGCCUCGGCGUGGUUUAAAUUUGGCGCCUCGCUCGCUGAUUGGUCGGAUCCCGCGGCCAACACAUUCAGAGCAAGCGCGUUGGUAUCACACAAGCGACCAGUCAGCAAAAAGCUUCUUCCGGCAAACGCACCAAUAGCUAGGGGCGGUGGCGUUGUCCAAUGAGCUGGACCCUACUUGGCGGGAGGUUAUAAAAAUCCCGGGCGCGGCGCGUCAGGCGCAUCGGUUCAGCAGCGCAGCGAGGCGCCAUGUCCGGCCGUGGCAAGAGCGGCGGGAAGGCCCGUGCUAAGGCCAAAUCUCGCUCGUCCCGGGCUGGGCUGCAGUUCCCGGUAGGGCGCGUUCACCGACUGCUGCGGCGCGGGCACUACGCGGAGCGGGUGGGGGCUGGUGCGCCCGUCUAUCUGGCGGCCGUGCUCGAGUACCUGACCGCUGAGAUCCUGGAGCUCGCGGGCAACGCGGCACGCGACAACAAGAAGACGCGCAUCAUCCCCCGUCACCUGCAGCUAGCGGUGCGCAACGACGAGGAGCUCAACAAGCUGUUGGGCGGCGUUACCAUCGCGCAGGGCGGCGUCCUGCCCAACAUUCAGGCCGUGCUGCUGCCCAAGAAGACCAUCAAGAGGGGCAGUGGGCAGCAGUCGCAGGAGUACUAGGCCGGCCGGCCCUCCCGGCCCAACUCAAAGGCCCUUUUCAGGGCCACCCCAUUGCUCACCGGGAGAGCUGCGAUCCGCGGAGGAGGGAAGGGGACGAGAUGCGUGGCCGGCCGUGGCUGCGGGGAGCGGGGCGGGGGGCGGGAAAGCGGCCCGGGGCCGGUCAAACACUGAGCGUGAGAGAGCUGCUCCGUAAGGACCCGUUAUUUUAAUUCUUACCUAUCUCUGGUAUAUUCAGUGGACGUUGCCUAGAAAAUAAAACUGCUUUAUUUACAAAACAGGA